AUGAUUGUCAGCAGCUUAUUGAGUAUAUUCAAUUGGCAUAGCCCUCGUCGAGCCGAACUGGAUAUGAGUGCCGAAGAAGCUCAACCUGAGCCAACACCGACGACUGAAGUGAUCAACACUGAGCCGGACAAUACAGUCGAGAUAAUUACCGCUGCACCACCCGAACAAGGAUUCAAUACCCCCGUUGCGAAGCCUAAUAUCAAUGAGUGA
Molecule: messenger RNA, 210 nt
Organism: Strongylus vulgaris
Lineage: Eukaryota; Metazoa; Nematoda; Chromadorea; Rhabditida; Strongylidae
Source: the annotation of a GenBank genome assembly